This is a messenger RNA of Thamnophis sirtalis, 496 nucleotides long. The record is from RefSeq and is a predicted model, not a curated record. Lineage: Eukaryota; Metazoa; Chordata; Lepidosauria; Squamata; Natricidae.
UAUCUUUAUUUCCGUGUUGCUUCUCUCCUUGAUUAGUUUCCAUCCGUUGCUUCUUGCAAUGAUGCCUUCAUCCCUUCGUAGGGUGAGAUAUAAAGAGAUUAUUUAAUGGAGAUUGGAGAAAAGCAGUAAGGCCAUGCAGAGGGGUGUUACACGAAGCUGAGCAGGGCUUAAGAACUCAUUCGAUUUAAUGAUCAACUACAUUUUGUUUUGAGGUGGAUGUUAUGAAGAACGCCUAUAACCAAGGCCUUGACAGCGAUCAAGAAGAGAAUGGAGACGACAAUAUUUCACCCAAAGAUGUUGGGCAUAAUAUCUAUAUAUUAGCCCACCAGUUGUCACGUCACAAUAAAGUAUUGCAACACAUACUGAAACCUGGGGCAGAUCCAGAAGAAGGAGAUGAAGCUUUGAAGCAUUACGCCAACCACACUGCUCAAAUUGAGGUAAAAACUUCCUCGCUGAGCUGAGAAUAUUCGAAGGCUUCUGUGCUACGUCCUGUCCC